Molecule: messenger RNA, 1240 nt
Organism: Petromyzon marinus (sea lamprey)
Lineage: Eukaryota; Metazoa; Chordata; Hyperoartia; Petromyzontiformes; Petromyzontidae
Source: RefSeq, a predicted model, not a curated record
AGAGACACCAGCGGAGAGAGACACCAGCGGAGAGAGACACCAGCGGAGAGAUACACCAGCGGAGACAGACACCAGCGGAGAGAGACACCAGCGGAGAGAGACACCAGCGGAGAGAGACACCAGCGGAGAGAGACACCAGCGGAGAAAUGAUCUCGUCGGCUUUGGCGGUGGCCGAGGCUUCCGAGCAGACGGCAGCGAGGAGAGCACGAGUCAAGGUUCUCGAUGAGGACAAAUAUGUAGCGAGCGUGGAGGCGAUCAUUGUCCGUGACUUCUUCCCGGACGUGGAGAAGCUCCGGGCGCAGAAGGAGUACCUGGAGGCGGAGGAGAUGGGGGACCUGCAGCUGAUGAGACACAUCGCCCUCAAGUACACCCAGCAGCAGCAGCAGCAGGGGCAGCAGGGGCAGGGGGUGGCACGGGAGACGCGCGGGGACACGGACAGGCAGCCUCCGGUGACUCCGGCCUCCUUUGAGACUCCGGAGCCGGGCAGCCGAAUCCGAACCCCCAGGGGAAGGGAGGAGAUGAGGCGUGGAGGUGCAGGUGCCGGAGAAGGAACAGGUGGUGGUGGUGGUGGUGGUGAGGGUGGUGGUGAGGGUGGUGGUGAGGGUGGUGGUGGUGAGGAGGAGGAGGAGCUCCCAGGACUCGACAGGUUCCUGGUGCGUCACACGAGCGAGGAUAACGCCUCCUUCGGAUCCAUCAUGGACAUCGCGGCAGAGCGGAAUCGCCUGAAGCAUGCCUGGCUGCUGGAGGCGGAGACUCAUCACAAGGAGAAGCGAGACCGCGCCCUGCAGCUACCCAGCGUGGAGACGCAGGCCCUCGAGUCCAGCCAGGCCGGGCUGGAGACCUGGGAGUACUCGGCUAAGAACUCUCUCAUGUACUACCCAGAAGCGAUCUCUGUUCAGGACUCGGACACACAGCCCUCGCGGGAGAUCGCACACAGGAACACCCGUCUCCACGGCAACCCCUACAGCCGUGCCCUCAACCGCAACAGCCUGCAACAGGCGGCCGCCUACCAGGCACAGUUCCGCCUGGGCAAGAUCGGGGUGGACGGCCGCGAGAUCACCCAGGAGUCACCGCAGGUGAACGGCUACGGAUAUGUGGGCACGCCAUCGCCCGCUCCAGGUGACGAGGUCGUCGUCAGCAUCGUCGUCAUCAUCAACGUCGUCAACGUCAUCAUCAUCAACAUCGUCAUCGUCAAUGACGUCAUCGUCGUCGUCAACAUCGUCGUCAGCAUCGUCGUCAA